GUGUCCCUCUCCCAUCCAAAGAGCCUGGAAGCAAACCAGCCGCAAAAGCAACUGGAUUUAAGGCAACAGUAUUGACGCUCCAACAGAAUGCCGCCAAAGAAUGCAUUAUAGCUGGAAAUGCAAGGGGGCACCAAACAAGCGCAGUAUUUUAUUGAAAAUCUCUAUUAUGCUUAUAAUAAUCUGAAAUAUGGCUGAAGUGAAGUCGAGGUGAGUUGCUCUGUUGCUCAGACAACUUGCUCUCGGGAGCUGCGCACUCAUCUCCAUCCCGUUUUGUCGGAUGAAAAUAAACGGAUAGAUAGCCUACACUCGUUUUUGUUCUUCUAUUAUUCGAUAAUCACUCAACUGUAGAAUCAUGUCGAUGGGACAGGACGAAAGCUCAGUCCGGGUGGCUUUGAGGAUCCGUCCUCAACUGGCACGGGAGAAGAUUGAGGGAUGUCACAUCUGUACGUUUGUGACCCCUGGGGAGCCCCAGGUGAUGCUGGGUAAAGACAAGGCGUUUACAUACGACUAUGUGUUCGACAUGGACUCCUGUCAGGACAGCAUCUAUGCUGACUGCACUGAGAAACUGAUCGAGGGCUGCUUCGAAGGAUACAACGCCACCAUCUUUGCCUACGGCCAGACGGGGUCAGGUAAGACGUACACCAUGGGUACAGGGUUUGAUGUGAACAUCGGGGAGGAGGAGCUGGGCAUUAUUCCCCGGGCAGUCACCCACCUCUUCAGGGGCAUCGAGCAGCGCCAGCAGGCUGCUAAAGAGCAGGGACGUCCCAUGCCUGAGUUCAAGAUCAACGCACAGUUCCUGGAGCUUUACAAUGAGGAGGUGCUGGAUCUGUUUGACUCUACGAGGGACCUGGAGGCUCGGACGCAGAAAUCCCACAUUAAGAUCCACGAGGACGCUAAUGGAGGAAUCUACACAGUGGGGGUGACCACACGGACUGUAGCCUCCGAGGCAGAGAUGAUGCAGUGUCUGAAGCUGGGUGCCCUAUGUCGUACCACGGCCAGCACCCAGAUGAAUGUCCAGAGCUCCCGUUCUCAUGCCAUCUUUACCAUUCACCUGUGCCAAGUCAGAGUCUGUGCAUCCGACAAUCAGGACAACAACGAGACGGACAACAAGGUUGCUAACGGCAACUCAGAGAUGGAAGAGUAUGAGACCCUGACGGCAAAGUUUCACUUUGUGGACCUAGCCGGGUCAGAGAGACUGAAGAGAACAGGGGCGACCGGAGACCGAGCUAAGGAGGGAAUCUCCAUCAACUGUGGACUGCUUGCUCUUGGAAAUGUAAUCAGUGCUUUGGGAGACCGAAGCAAGCGAUCCACACAUGUGCCUUACAGAGACUCCAAACUCACCCGGCUUCUACAGGACUCCUUGGGUGGAAAUAGCCAAACGAUGAUGAUAGCGUGCAUCAGCCCGUCUGACCGGGACUUUAUGGAGACCCUGAAUGCACUGAAGUAUGCCAACAGAGCCAGGAACAUUAAGAACAAGGUGAUGGUGAACCAGGACAAGGCCUCCCAGCAGAUCUCUGCUCUCAGGACAGAGAUCGCCAGGCUACAGAUGGAACUCAUGGAGUACAGGACGGGUAAGCGUAUGGUGGGUGAGGACGGUAUGGAGAGCAUCAAUGACAUGGUCCAUGAGAACAGCAUUCUGCAGACAGAGAACAGCAACCUGAGGAUCAGGGUCAAGGCCAUGCAGGAGACCAUUGACGCACAGAGGGCCAGACUCACACAGUACCUCAGUGACCAGGCCAACCAAGUCCUGGCCAGGGCAGGUGAGGGGAGUGAAGAGAUUGGGAACAUGAUCCAGAGCUACAUCAAAGAGAUUGAGGAUCUCAGAGCCAAACUCCUGGAGAGUGAGUCUGUGAAUGAGAACCUUCGUAAGAACCUGUCCCGUGCCUCUUCGCGGCAGUCCUUUUACCCCGGAACCUUCUCCUCUGCCCUCCUGGCCCCUGAGAAGGAGGCCUCCGACAUCAUCGAGAUGGCAAAGAAAGACCUGGAAAAACUCAAGAAGAAAGAGAGGAAGAAGAAGAAAAGUGUUGUCAAGGAGGAAGUCCCCGACAACGACCAAGACAAUGGGACAGAAAAAGAGCUGACUGAGCGGUCCAAUGAGGAGCCUGAGACGGAAGGGCAGGAGGGGAGUGACCACGAGGAAGAGGACGACGAGGAAGAGGAGGAGAUGGAUGUGGAGGAGAGCUCUGAUGAUUCAGACUCUGAAUCAGAUGAGAAAGAGAACUUCCAGGCGGACCUGGCCAACAUUACAUGUGAAAUUGCCAUCAAGCAGAAGCUGAUCGACGAGCUGGAGAACAGCCAGAGGCGUCUGCACACGCUCAAGCAGCAGUACGAACAGAAACUGAUGAUGCUGCAGAGCAAGAUCAGAGACACACAGCUGGAGAGGGACAAGGUGCUGCAGAACAUGGGCUCGGUGGAGACGUGCAACGACGAUAAGGCUAAGAAGAUCAAGCAGGGGUAUGAGAAGAAGCUAAGUCUCAUGAAUAAGGAGCUACAGAAGCUACAGUCAGCCCAGAAGGAACACACACGCCUCCUUAAGAACCAAUCAAAGUACGAGACACAGCUCAAGAAGCUCCAACUGGACGUCACGGAGAUGAAGAAGACAAAGGUUCGUCUGAUGAAGCAGAUGAAGGAGCAGCAGGAGAAGAACAGAAGGACAGAGUCCAGGAGGAGCAGAGAGAUCGCCAGCCUCAGGAAGGACCAGCGCAAACAGGAGCACCAGCUGAAGCUACUGGAGGCCCAGAAGAGACAACAGGAGCUCAUAUUGCGCAGGAAGACUGAGGAGGUAACUGCACUGAGGAGGCAGGCCAGACCUAUGUCUGGUAAGGUGACCAGCAGGAAGGUGAGUUUACCAGAGGCCCUCCAGGACUCCUCCCACCGACCCCCCUCAGGACGCCUGCAAUCCUCUGGAUCCACCGCACCUAACAGAACCAGGUCCUACUACAGACGAUCAACGGGCAUAUAUUCCACCAGAGUGGCCAAAGUGAAGUGGCAGUCUCUGGAGCGCCGUAUCUCUGAUGUCAUCAUGCAGAGGAUGACCAUAUCCAACAUGGAGGCCGAUAUGAACCGCCUGCUCAAGCAACGUGAGGAGCUGACCAAGAGGAGGGAGAAGGUGACCAGAAAGAGGGACAGGCUGGCGGGGGAGGGGUCUGAGGAAGAGAAGGUGGUGUUUCCCCUCAACGAGGAAGUGGACACCUUGAUGGCCAACAUCGAUUACAUCAACGACAGCAUCGCAGACUGCCAGGCCAACAUUAUGCAGAUGGAGGAGGCCAAGGAGGAGGUUGACACGGUGGAUGUGUCCGCAGUGAUCAGCUCCUGCACCCUAACAGAAGCCCGUUUCCUGAUGGACCACUUUAUUUCUAUGGCCAUCAACAAGGGUCUGCAGGCAGCCCAGAAGGAGUCCCAGGUGAAAGUGAUGGAGGGCAGGCUGAAGCAGACAGAGAUCACCAGCGCCACUCAGAACCAGCUGCUGUUCCACAUGCUGAAAGAGAAGGCAGAGUUUAACCCCGAACUGGAUGCCCUGCUGGGGAAUGCUCUACAAGAGCUAGGUAACAUGCCAGUGGAGAAUGGGGAUGACAGCAGCAGUGACGAAUUCACCCAGAGUCCUGCAACAGACGGACACUCUCUGACAUCAGAUCUAAUGAAACUCUGUGGAGAGGCCAAAACAAGGAGCAAGGCUCGUAGGAGAACCACCACUCAGAUGGAGCUGCUCUACGCCAAAAGUGACUCCGUCCCUGACACGCCUUCUGGCGAUUUCUCCUCCCCCUGUCUCCCAUUGGUUGAAACUCCAGAAGAGGGCAGAGAUCCCGAGACGCCCAUUGGCUCGUCAGUCAGGGACAGGGACUAUAUGGCUCAUUCUCCCGGCUUGUCCUCUAAGAUGGGCAGCAUACCUGCCUCCUCCUCAGGGGCGGAAAAAAGAGUUCCAGAGCCCUCGCCGCUCUCUCGCAGGAAGACCUAUGACAAGACACAAUUGGCGGCUAAGGUCAAGGAGAUCAAACAAGGGGUGAUCAACCCAGUGCCUUCCUCAAAGGGCAGUCGGUCAGCAACACUGCAGUGUGUCCACGUGGCUGAGGGUCACACUAAAGCCGUGCUGUGUGUUGACUCUACCGAUGACCUCCUCUUCACCGGCUCCAAAGACCGUACGUGUAAGGUGUGGAACCUAGUGACAGGUCAGGAGAUCAUGUCCCUGACAGGUCACCCCAACAAUGUGGUGUCAGUCCGCUACAGCUCCAGCCUGGUCUUCACCGUCUCCACCUCAUACAUCAAGGUCUGGGACAUCCGAGACUCAGCCAAGUGCAUCCGCACCCUCACGUCUUCUGGUCAGGUGACCCCGGGCGACGCCUGUGCGUCCAGCACCAACCGGACUGUCACCAUCCCGGCAGGAGAGAACCAGAUCAACCAGAUCGCACUCAACCCCAGCGGCUCUGUCCUGUACGCCGCCGCCGGCAACUCUGUCAGAGUCUGGGACCUAAGAAGAUUUGUAUCCACAGGGAAGCUGACUGGUCACCUGGGUCCAGUCAUGUGUCUGACUGUGGACCAGAGUGGGAACGGUCAGGAUCUGGUCAUCAGCGGAUCCAAGGACCAUUACAUCAAGCUGUUUGAUGUGACAGAGGGGGCCCUGGGUGCUAUCAGCCCCACACACAACUUUGAGCCUCCCCACUACGAUGGCAUCGAGUCCUUGGUGGUGCAGGGGGACGUCCUCUUCAGCGGCUCCAGGGACAACGGCAUUAAGAAGUGGGACCUAGACCGCAAAGACUUACUGCAGCAAGUGCCCAACGCCCAUCGUGACUGGGUGUGUGCCCUGGGUGUGGUGCCUGGCUCUCCGGCCCUGCUGAGCGGCUGUAGAGGAGGGGUGCUCAAGCUGUGGCACGCAGACACACUGGGGGCCCUUGGGGAACUCAAGGGCCACGAGAGCCCCAUCAACGGCAUCUCCACCAAUAGCAGCCACCUCUUCACAGCAUCUGAUGAUCGAACAGUGAAGAUCUGGCGUGCCCGGGGCGGACUCGACAGCACCUUAGACACGACGGCGGACACAGCUGAUGAGGUGGCCAGUAACUGAACAUGGCCGGGACCUCCCACCGUGACCCUAAACCUGGGAUGCUGCUGACUAGCACUUUGACCUCUGACCCUUAGCCUUGGAAACCACCCCCAGCCCCCACAUACUCUAACCAAGACAACAGUCACCAAGAAUGGAAUCUUAUCUCAGCAAAAGUAGCUGUAGUCGUUUUCCAAAGUGAGAUACUGUAGAUUUAUCCCUAGAAAAUGUCUCCCUAGCUAAAUGUAUCUAGUCUAACCUGUGUGGCCGUAGCACUGGCCUGUGCAGAAUAAACACUAUUUUUGCUUCAUAGACAUCCUUCCGUCUUCGCUCGUAUCAAGUAUGGAGUGAGCACGCACACACACACACACACACACACACACACACACACACACACACACACACACACACACACACACACACACACACACACACACACACACACACACACACACACACACACACACACACACACACACACAAACACAAACACAAAUAGAGGCAGAUCUUGAGUGUUUUUCUGUGCUGGGGAAAUUAGAUGAGAGGAAGGUAAAGACCGGGCUUUGUCGCAGGCCUUCAAGACCCGGACCUGGUUCUCAGACCAGACCCGGACCAGCAAAGGAAGAGAUGCCUUUCUUCUGCAUUAUAAGCAGAACCACUCUCCUCAACCCUGCUGUCCCUUACGUGAUAUCAACGUGGCUUUACGUGAACUAACACCCCCUUAAGUCGCUCGGUUUUGAUGUUCUUUUGCUUUGAAUUCAGCACCCGCUUUCCAUGGGUGACCAAAUCAUGAAACUUCUCUUGUACUUUACCUGUGAACUGGAUACUGUACAUUAACUAACACUACUCUUGUAGCCACUAGCAAAACACCUUCAGUCAGUCACCUCUCUGCUUCCUUAGUCUUUACACUUAGUCCUUCCUUACUCUCUAUGUGCAAAUACAAUGUCUCUUUGAGGAUACACUGACUCUCUUCACUUGUCCACUACUCGUCAUUUAGCAAAUGUAUGAUUUUCCACUUGAUGCUAUUCCCUCUAAUAAGUUAAUAACUAACCUAAUGCCCUUGCUGCUAAGUUGUUUGCUCACCUAUGACCCAUAGAGGGCGCUUCUGUUCUGGACUCCAGGUGAGAUACACUUGGUAACCGUAGUUACAUACUUUAUAUAAUAGUCUGAAGUGUGAGGAAGAGAGGAGCCUUUUAUCUGUGCCUGUACUGUAAAGCUCUCCCAAUCCUGGUCUGGGAAGACCCCUAUGACCGGGGUUUUAUCGUGUAUGUGUCAGUUUUGCUGUACAUUUCAACUGGCCUAUUUGUGAUUGGUGUGAGCUGAACUAACUCUCAAAUGAUAUAUUGGAUCCACUAUCUGCUGAGACUAUUGAAUGUUAAAGUAGUAGGAGCAGCAGCCAACACAAUAUGUGUAUACGUAAACAGUAUUAUACAAAGAAAUAAACUGAAGGUUUGUUUUGUUGAUCACCAAAUUGCGCUCCCGAAUGGGUAACAAAUGACCAGAAUUGGGAGACUGUGUUCUAACAGCACUCAUCUCUUUUGAACAGAACCCCUCUCCCUGGCCCCGAGUCAGCCUGUUAUGUUUCCUGGGGAUGCAUCCAAAAUGGCACCCUAUUGCAUAGUGCAAUAGUAAACAGUAUUAUACAAAGAAAUAAACUGAAGGUUUGUUUUGUUGAUCACCAAAUUGCGCUCCCGAAUGGGUAACAAAUGACCAGAAUUGGGAGACUGUGUUCUAACAGCACUCAUCUCUUUUGAACAGAACCCCUCUCCCUGGCCCUGAGUCAGCCUGUUAUGUUUCCUGGGGAUGCAUCCAAAAUGGCACCCUAUUGCAUAGUGCACUACAUUUGACCAGGACCCAUGGAUGCUGUUCAGAAGUUGUGCACUAUAAAGGGAACAGGGUGCCAUUUUCAGAUGCAGCCCUGCUCUGAUUUUAUUGAAUUGUUCUGUUGAAAGAAGCUGUAUGUAUUCAAACCAGUCCUGGGUUCCCCUCUGGAGUUUUGCUGUAGAUGUCAUUCCCUAAAAUGGCUGACUCUGUACUGUAGCAGAUCUAAUGUCAGAUGCCUGGCGAAAUAAUAAAUGUCAUCUGUCAAAAACCAGCAAGUACCCUGUGUGUGGUCACCUGGGUCCUGUUACUUUUGAGGGAGGGGUUGGGAUUUGAAGAUUGGAAGUGUGGGGAGAGCACUGAAGAAGAAGGGCACUACAGUGAUUGGGGCUGUAGCAUUCACUGAUCCAAACUAACCUGAUUGGAUAGGUUAAAGCAAGGUUUCCACCUCGUAGCAUUCACCUACACCAAUAAAAGCUAUUCUUACUCAAAGGAAGGAAGCAAGGUUUCAAAAUAUACCUCUUCAAAGAACACCUUAGGCUAACCAGAUGUAUCCACUAGAUGGCAGUAGUGUAAUUUGUAAUUCAUCAACAAGCAAAGCAUACCCGAGCGGUUGUCCAGCUAGGUCACACAUGGAUGAACAGGAGGUAUGACAACUACAGGAGAGCUUAAGAAUUUGUCCCAACUGGCAACCUAUUCCCUAUAUAAAUGCACUACUUUUGACCAGUGCACUAGCAAAUGGGGUGAAAUUUGGGAUGCACAUUAAUGUCUCCCGGGGCUCCCUUGGUGUCAAAAUCUGAAGGCUCAUUGUAAUGACCUUAUUGCUUACAAUAACAUUUUGGAGCACACACAUGCAAGUGAAAACUGUAAUUUACUUGUAGCUUAUCCCUUGUAACUUAUCUGGAUAUACCCAGAACAAAAUCGGACUAUUUUCGAACUAACUAGUGUCGUAUUAAACAGAAAUCCGUACUGGAGUAGAUCAAUGAUUGCUGUACUGUAAGGGCUGGUUUUCCUGAGAAUCUCCAUUGAGAAUGCUUUUUAGUCCAGAACUAUAGGCUUUAGCUGUGUCUAUAAAACCGGCCCUUGAUGUUUUGGACAUGUUUAUACCUGAUGGUAUUUGUGAUGAUAUGGCAU
Messenger RNA from Oncorhynchus gorbuscha (pink salmon), 7987 nucleotides. Its product is annotated as kinesin-like protein KIF21A. Gene Ontology annotation, biological process: microtubule-based movement; mitotic spindle organization. The transcript has 34 exons. The record is from RefSeq and is a predicted model, not a curated record. Lineage: Eukaryota; Metazoa; Chordata; Actinopteri; Salmoniformes; Salmonidae. Gene Ontology annotation, molecular function: microtubule motor activity; ATP binding; microtubule binding. Bases 353 to 5056 code for a protein of 1567 amino acids.